AUGAAGGAGGAGGUCGAGAGGAAGGAGAAACCGGAUGAAGAGAACGGAGUGGUCAACAUAAGCGAGAAAAUUCGAAUUAAACGACGAUUGGAUGACGCGUUGGUCGAUCACGAUAUCUCUACAGAUUUCGUUCCGUACGUUUCAGACGACAUCGGAGUUUCUUAUAAAGGGAAAAGGAUAAUCAGAAGCGCGAACAAGCAUCCAAAGCAUAAUAAUAACAAGAUGCAAAGAAAUCGUAGAAAGCUGAAAGGGAGGCAUGCAAAGCACAAUCACAAAGAUGCAAGUGGUAUUGAUCAGUCACGGAAUAAGGACAGUGUGCAUAAUGCUGCGACACUGCGUCAAAAACGUGAAUAUGCGGACAAUGCCUUUUGGGAUCCUCUCGAUUCAGAGUACGAGGAACCUUUAAUUUACGAUUCUAUGGACACGGCGAACGUGGAAUCGAGUGGCGGGAAGGCGAGCGGCGGUACGGCCAAGAAAAAGAAAAGUUUGGGGGAUGAUAACGGUGGUAAAAAUGCUGGGUCUUGGGAAAAAGAGAUGACGACCGGCUUGAAAAGGGACAGGAGCGCGAAUGAGAAAGAGAAUAUCGAAGAAAACGUGUCUCUUGCCAAAAUCCAGUCCCCAGAGCAAGACAAAUUUAAGACGGAGAACAGAGAUCUGAUGGAGGAGGAGGAACCGAUAACGGGCAAGAACCAAGUGGAAGACGAAAUACUAUUGCUCAAUAAACGACUAGCUUGGAAGCAAGAGAACGAGCAGCAAUUGGAGGAGGUUGCUUUCGGCGAGGAUAUGAGGAAAUCGUUGAAGGACAAAGAGUUAUUCGAAAAAUUGACCGAAAUCGACAAGAAGAAGUACGACACGUUCAAGAGGCAAUACCAAAAUUACACCUCUACAAAUUAUACGACCAACAGUCGAAACGGGAGAGACAAUUUAUCAAACGAGGACAAACUGAGGAUGCUCGAAAAGAAGAUAAAUGUUUAUGCGGAUGAGUGAGAGGCGAGAAGCGAGAAGCGAGAAAAAGUAGGGCGUGGAGGAGAAAAAGUGGCGGGCGGGGAAGAAAGAAAUUGACAAGUUCACCGAGCGAUCAACCACCCCCGCGAUAAAUUGCAAGAUAAAGUGAAACCGUUAAACAGGAACGCAAAGUUGGAAAGACGAACUUGAGAAAGAGAAGAUAACGUUGCAAGGGAUUGUGCGAUUAAAUGGAGAAUUAACCGAGUGCGUCGCAACGAUAUAACGAGUUUCGUCGUGAAUCGAAAAAAGUUAUAUUUCGAUUCGAGAGAGAGGACCACGCAAAGGGAAAGAAUCAAUCAAGGUAAAAAUAACUCAUCGCAAUCACAGUG
Apis cerana (Asiatic honeybee) is the source of this 1334-nucleotide messenger RNA. RefSeq lists its product as uncharacterized. NCBI's taxonomy places the organism in Eukaryota, Metazoa, Arthropoda, Insecta, Hymenoptera, Apidae. The record is from RefSeq and is a predicted model, not a curated record.